AAACCUAGUCUCUUCUUAGUAGUUUGUGCUUAUGAACGAAGCGGUCCGAAAAUAACGAAAUAAAAUAAAACUACAAGCUUAAAUUAACAAUAGUGUUGACAUCAUGACUACUAACGCAGAUAAAGUGUACAGCUUUAAAACAGAAAACAAAUUCUUAGUCAAGAGCGGUUGCAAAAAGCGCAUGUGGAGGUCUUUGAAACAAAUCCUUACAGCAGAACGAGCUUUACCAUGGCCAAACGAUAUUGUACUUUAUUAUUCAAUAAACGCCCCUCCAACAUUCAAGCCAACCAAGAAGUACUCAGACAUCUCAGGCCUGCCUGCUCCCUACAUGGACCGCCAUUCUAAACUGUACUACAGCAAUGCAGAGGAGUUUGCAACAGUGAGGAGUUUACCUAUGGACAUAACUGCCGGCUACCUGCAGUUAAGAGGAGCGAACACUAUUGUUGGAUAAAGAAUGAAAUAAAAAUCUUGUAGAGAUGUUAUUAAGGCUCCACAUUUGAGUCAAAAGUAAAACAAGGAGUUGUAUAAUAUAUGGCUUAGAACCUUUGCUGCGCCAAUAAGGGUAUGAACUUGUAAUUAACUAUACAUCAAAAGAGGUCUUUCAACCCUUGGCCACAGUGAAUGUGUAAUAAGAAUAAUGUGUAUAAGUAUAUGAGAAGUAACCUCCAUAAAUGAGAAAUAUGUAUAAAUGUUUUGAUACAAUGAAAACAGUAUAAUAAACAAUUUACUAUUUUAUA
Molecule: messenger RNA, 737 nt
Organism: Leguminivora glycinivorella
Lineage: Eukaryota; Metazoa; Arthropoda; Insecta; Lepidoptera; Tortricidae
Product: INO80 complex subunit C
Exons: 2
Coding region: 104-451 (115 amino acids)
Biological process (GO): chromatin remodeling
Cellular component (GO): Ino80 complex
Source: RefSeq, a predicted model, not a curated record